Messenger RNA from Glycine soja, 1476 nucleotides. Its product is annotated as arogenate dehydratase/prephenate dehydratase 1, chloroplastic-like. The transcript is spliced from 11 exons. Bases 98 to 1312 code for a protein of 404 amino acids. Gene Ontology annotation, molecular function: prephenate dehydratase activity; arogenate dehydratase activity. Gene Ontology annotation, cellular component: cytoplasm; chloroplast. The record is from RefSeq and is a predicted model, not a curated record. NCBI's taxonomy places the organism in Eukaryota, Viridiplantae, Streptophyta, Magnoliopsida, Fabales, Fabaceae. Gene Ontology annotation, biological process: L-phenylalanine biosynthetic process.
AAGAAGUUCACCAACCUCUUUUUUUUGCACUUUGAUCGGUGAGAACUUCUUUCUUCUUUGACUUGAAUCAGACUUUUUGCUCUAAUUCUAAGAUCUUAUGGCUCUCAAGGAUUGUUCCAUCUGGGGUUGUGCCAACAAAGCUCCUCAAUUGGGCUUUGCAACCUUCCAGCCUUCUAGUUCUAGGCCGAGUGUGAAUUUAAAACAUGGUCUUGAGAAAUUCUGCAAGUGGGAAUGUUGUUGUUUGCGUGUUUUGAGUCCAAGAGCUUUGACUCCAAUUGAAGAUGAGAAGCACGUUGUCGCUGGGGUUGAUGAGUCUUCAUUAAAUGAUGACGUCGUCGAGGUUCAGCUAAGUGAGUUAGAAGGGCCUCACAAGGAUGUUAAUCUGCUUACUAAGCCAUUAAUGGCUAAUGAAUUUUCCUCAAGUGAUGGUGGGGCAAAGUUGCGCGUUGCUUACAAGGGCCUUCCAGGAGCAUAUACUGAGGAUGCAGUUUUGAAAGCAUAUCCAAAAUGUGAGACAGUGCCAUGUGAAGACUUUGAGACUUCAUUCAAGGCUGUCGAAUCGUGGUUAGUGGAUAAAGCUGUUCUACCAAUCGAAAAUUCUGUUGGUGGAAGCAUCCACCGUAAUUAUGAUUUACUUCUUGGACACAAGCUACACAUUGUUGGGGAGGUGCAGUUGCUAAUUAACCACUGCCUCUUAGGAUUGGCUGGUGUGAGAAAAGAGGAUCUCAAAGCUGUAAUGAGUCAUCCUCAGGCUCUUGUUCAAUGUAAGAAGAUGCUAACUGAUUUAGGUAUUGCCAAGAUUAGUGUAGAUGAUACUGCUGCAGCUGCUAAGGCAGUGCUCUUAAAGGGGAGAAAAGACAUUGGAGCUAUUGCAGGUUCAAGGGCAGCAAAUAUGUAUGGCCUUGACGUUCUAGCUGAAGGAAUCCAGGAUGACGACGUUAAUAUUACUCGUUUUCUGAUACUCGCGAGGGAUCCUAGAAUUCCAGGAAAUGACAGGCCCUAUAAGACUAGCAUUGUAUUCAGCCUAGACGAAGGUCCAGGUGUUCUAUUCAAAGCCCUAGGAGCAUUUGCCUUAAGAAACAUUAAUCUGUCAAAGAUAGAGAGCCGCCCCUUGAAACAGUCUCCCUUAAGGAUUGUUGAAGAUUUAAUUGAUGAGAGGGCUAAGUAUUUUGAAUAUCUUUUUUAUAUUGACUUUGAAGCUUCAAUGGCAGAUCCGCAAGCCCAGUACGCUUUAGAAAAUUUGCAGGAGUAUACAAAAUUUAUUCGUGUUCUUGGUUGUUAUCCGGUGGAUAAAACAGAUACAUCAGAUUGAUCUUCAAUCGUGAGGGAGAUCAACUUGGGAUGAAUCUUCUCGUAAACUCAACAUUUUUGUAUUAUCCAAAAAUUAUGUGUAUGUUUUGAAUUUUUUGUGAGCAUUUUAAAAGUAUGUUCGAAACUAAAAUUAAUUUGGAAUCAUACACCCAAAAGUAUGUUUAA